UUUGAUUGACGUUUCUGACGUAUACGUUCGCGUUUACAUUGUCGUCGACCGCUACCGCUAGCCAUAGCAAAUACCUAAUUACAAUCUAAUUAGUCAUUAGAAUUUAGCAUUUUAAUUAGUGAUCAUAAGAAACAAGUAAAUUUAGUAGGUAUUUUAAGAACAGGUCAGUUCCGAUUAAUUGACAUGUGGCAGUGAAAAGAAGUUUGUGAAGCAGUGUAUUGUUUAACGAAAAUGUUUAGAAGCAAAAUAAGGAUCCACACCUGCCGUAUUAUACUCCUUACAUCUUUAGUGUGGUUAUUGGUAGAUGUUGCACUCUUGACCUUUUAUUCAGAUUGUUUUGGCGAAGGAUGGGACUGCAGUAAAAGUAAAAACGUUAAUAAUGACUACUCUCCAGUAAAGAAUAUUGAAGAAUUAGGUGGUAAGAAAGCAGCAAUCGCUGCAGCAUUAAAGAGAGAUGUAGAUGAUGAGGACACAAAUAUAGAGGAGAAUGAAGUGGAACAUGAUGUUGGAGAGGAGGGUGUGAUCCUGCCUCCGUAUCCAAGGUCACGGUUGAAGAGGUGGUCACCGGCCCCACAUGUGAGGCCUCAGGAUGAUUUACCCGGAGAGAUGGGCAAGGCUGUAAACAUUCCAAUAGAACAAGAGAAGCUGAUGUUGGAUAAGUUUCAAGAGAAUCAGUUCAAUUUAUUGGCUAGUGAUAUGAUUUCAUUCAACAGAUCUCUCACGGAUGUCAGAUUUGAGAAAUGCAAAGACAAGCCAUACCCGCAACUCUUGCCAACGACGAGCGUGGUCAUAGUGUUCCACAACGAGGCGUGGACCACCCUCAUCCGCACCAUAUGGAGCACAAUCAACAGGUCGCCGCGACCUCUGCUCAAGGAGAUCAUACUUGUAGACGACGCUAGUGAAAAAGAGCACUUAGGAAAGAAGUUAGAAGAAUACAUCAAGACGUUGCCGGUCCCCACUCACCUGUUCCGGACGGAGAACCGCUCCGGGUUGAUCAGAGCGAGGCUGUUGGGCGCUAAGCACGUCAAAGGAGACGUCAUCACGUUUUUGGACGCACAUUGUGAAUGUACUGAGGGCUGGCUCGAACCGCUCCUGGCAAGAAUAGUGGAAGACAGGAGCACCGUGGUAUGCCCGAUCAUCGACGUCAUCUCUGACACCACGUUCGAGUACAUCCAAGCCUCGGACAUGACAUGGGGUGGAUUCAACUGGAAGUUGAACUUUAGAUGGUACCGGGUCCCAGAACGCGAAAUGUCUCGACGGGGCGGCGAUCGCACUGCCCCGCUGCGUACUCCCACCAUGGCCGGCGGACUGUUCGCCAUAGACAAGGAUUACUUCUACAAGAUCGGCUCGUACGACGAGGGCAUGGACAUAUGGGGCGGAGAGAACCUCGAGAUGAGCUUCCGGGUGUGGAUGUGCGGGGGCACGCUGGAGAUCGCGCCGUGCUCGCACGUGGGGCACGUAUUCCGCAAGACGACCCCGUACUCGUUUCCUGGGGGCACGGGCCGCGUCGUCAACCACAACAACGCGCGCCUCGCCGAAGUCUGGCUUGACGACUGGAAGCAUUUCUACUACAAUAUUAACCCAGGCGCGUUGAACGUGCCCGUGGGUGACGUCACAGAGCGAAAAGCGUUGCGAGACAAACUCAAGUGCAAGAGCUUCAGAUGGUACCUGGAGAACAUUUAUCCUGAAAGUCAAAUGCCAUUGGAGUACUAUUAUCUUGGAGAGAUACGCAAUGCGGAAACGUCCAACUGUCUGGACACGCUCGGCGGCAAGGCGGGCCAGCCGCUCGGCAUGGGCUACUGCCACGGCAUGGGCGGCAACCAGGUGUUCGCCUACACCAAGCGCAAGCAGAUCAUGUCUGAUGACAACUGCCUGGAUGCGGCGCAUCCGCGAGGGCCCAUCAAGCUCAUCCGCUGCCACGGCAUGCGCGGCAACCAGGAGUGGACCUAUGAUUCUAAGACGCGGACAAUAAAGCACACGAACACGGGCAUGUGUCUCGACAAGCCCGAAUCUUCGGACGUGUGGAAGCCGGUGCUGCGGCCGUGCACGCGCGCGCGCGGCCAGCAGUGGCUCAUGCAGCUCGACUUCAAGUGGCAGGCGCGCCGCCAGCAGCCGCGCCCCAGCUAGUGCGCGCUCGCCCUCUGAGGUUCGACAACGAUAGACCAUUACAGUCUUCCCCCUGUUGUUAGAUAAACGAAAAAGAUUUACUUCCCUAUUCCUAUAUCUGAAAUUUAAUAUUCUAUUAGAUUGUAUUGACACAAAAGGUCCUGUGAACUGUUGACAAUACAUGCGCUGUAUGUAAUAACCUCAGACUAAUAUAGACAUAAGGACCUGCAUCGUUAGAAGUUACUUUUCUGUCAAAGUGUAUGAUCAAUGAUCUAAUGCGAUUACAAAAGCUGUCUCUAUAAAAUCGAUGUUUCAUAGUUGUAAUCGUGUUCGGUUAAAGAGCUCCGUAGAAAUACUUUUUUUGUAAAGUUGAAUGGUGUAUAAAGAGUCAACAAUUUCUAGUGUAUACCUAAUCUAUGCUCGUUUUUCUCAAACAGGCAAUUUUGUUCGUGAAUAUAGGUGCGAUACUGGUCCUAGUAUAAUUGGUCUGAGGUAAUAAAUGAUAAGUUUACAUUAAACGUUGCUCAAACUUAGACUUUGUGUACGACGAAAGUGUUGUUUAGUGGGAUUUGUUUUUGCUAAACGAAGUUUAAUUAGGGCGUAAGUUGACGACCAUUUUAUUGAAAUUGUAUGUGUGAUAAGUUGAAACCAUAAUGUUCGGAUAACUGAUUGUUCCAUGUCCUGAAAUCUUUGAUCAAUAAUUUAAUAAUAGAUUAUACAACAGUAACAAAAUACAUCACUGUCUAGAUGUUAUUAAGAAUGGAGACACGACCAGUCAAUCAUAAAGAACAUUCACUUAAAAACUGUCUAAAUUCGUGUUUUGAACACUUGAGUUUACAGUGAAUUAAAGCGGUUUCCAAUAAAACCCUAAAUUUAGAGCAAAAUCACUCAAUAAAUUUUAGGGAAUAAUGCCAAUCUUAGACGGUUCAAAAUGUUUCGUUUUACUUUGAAUUUUCAAUGGGUAUACUUAAAAAUUCCACCCAAUUUUGGCACUCAUUCAGUGAGGACGUUUUCGCUGGUCGCUGAUUAUGAGCCUAUUUUUUUUUAUAAGACGUCAAUACACGUCCAAAAUUCCAGAUUAAUAUUUAUAAACGACUUUUAAAUUGUUGUUUUAAAAGAAAGUAUGUCUCGAAAUUUAGUCCUCGUCCACGCAAAUGAAUGGCGCUAUUCUGUAACGUUUUACAUAUGAACAUACAUAGUUAUGUUUACUUAGUUGCAUCAUUUUUAUCGACCUAUUUCAACUGCUUAUUACAGGACCUGACCUCCUUGUGAAGUGGAUAUUAUUUAGUUUACGCCCCAAAAAUUAGAUCACAAUAGUAUUUUUUUCCUAUUUCUAUCAUCUUAUAUUAAAUUAUUGAUCAAAGUAUGAAACGCUACAUUGGAAAGAGGUAAUCCAAACAUAACUCAACAAAUUGUCUCAAAUCUUAUGUAAUCUUAUGUUUUCACAAAAAAUCUUAUUAUUUUUAUACAUACGCUACCGUCCGUUACCUUAAGAGCGAUUAACAACUAUUUCAAACCUAUCUAUUCUUGAACUGCUAGUACUUACAUUGUUAUUAUUCAAAAAGACCUUAACAUAAUAAAGACAUAAAUACCAAUAAUAUAAAAAAAAACUAAAUAAAAUAAUGUAAGUUGACUAACUAAAAAAUAAUAUAGAAAGACCAUAUUAUAAUUUAUUAAAAAAAAAGACAAAAAAUUAAUUAAAGGUAAAAAUAACCAAAAAUAAAUAACAAUGUAACGGAAAUAAAUAAUAGAUAGGUUUUUGAAAAUAAUACUUAAUUUUAUUAUGAGAAAUAAGAAUUCUCAAGUAUAAAUUCAAACAGUGUUUUCAAAUACUCAAUAUAAAAGACAAAUUAGAGAUAUACUCGAAAAAAAAUAAGUCAUAGAACAUAUAAUAUAGUGCUACAAAAUUGACUAACUUACCCGGUGAGGAUGUCGCUGUUGUCGCAUUUUUAGUAGAAUCCUUUUCAUGAAAGAUAUCCCGCGGCUAAAAUCUGAAUUAAAAUUGACACCGCCUUACAGAAAUUACAAAAAACCACUAUUACCAAAUGCCGAUACCAAAUGAUCGCCAUUAAGACAUUAGCGCCGCGUCUGGGGGACUUUUUUUUUAUUUAGUACCCAUAUUAGUCGCACACAAAAGUAAAAAGAAAUAAGAACAAACACAAACACACAAAAGUAAAAAACAGUGGCAAAGACACACUUAUCUGUAUAAGAGAUCUCUGGUACUUCUUUCAUGAAAAGAACUUUAAAAUGUUUUCAAAAUGGCGACCGCUGCGACGUUAGUUCCAGCUUUCACCACCGGGUCAAAUAAAUUUGUGGCACUUUAAGUAUUUCUUUAGUCAACGGAUGGCAGCGUUCAAAUUAAUUGGUUGUGUUUUUUUUUUUAAAGAAGGAGGUUCUAUGUUCGGCUGUAUGUAUAUGUAAUACUCUCUGACCAUGACUCAAGGAUAUUAAUAUGUUGAGAUUAAUGUAACUUUUGCACUGAACUACUGUCAUAUUUUUUACUAUAAAUAUAUACUCUGUUGAUCCACAUUAUAUACUUACCCUAGAUACUAUAGUAGAUCCUAUCGUAAAAAUUAUGAUUUGUUACAAUAGAUGGAAUAUAGAACGUGACCAACUUAUUGGCCGCUCUUUUUAUAAUACGACGUCACAAUUAACACGCGAAUUUUAGAUUAAUGGAUGAAUAUUAUUUAAUUUUUGUGUUAAAUAACAUCUAUUUGUAAAAAAUAUGAUAAUGUAAGAUGUAAAUUUUGCCGAAAACUGUAAAGUAUAUAAAACUCAAGUAUCACAUAUGUUCCUCCGUUAGAUACAUACUUGGGGUUGGCCAAAAAGUUGCACACGGACUAUAAUAAUACGAAUUCGUUAUUAGACGGUGCUCCUUUUAGUCAUAUAUAGUACUAUACUUUGUCUCUGUCUUGCCUAUAACGUUUCGCCGUACGUGCGACAGAGAUGACGUUGUGCAAAAUAAAAGAACAUUGUGUAUUUCUAAAUUAGUGUAUUUUCUGCAGUUUAUUUUUACUGUCCUUUGUAGUAACUCUGUUUAUUGUGCAAAUAUUGAAGUUUAGGUCAAUAAACUAGGAGGGAACGAUGUUCAGAUGACAAACAUAAUUUAUUAGGCAAAUAAGAUAGAUACGAAAUUGAAGUUUCAUCGCAGUCUGAUAAGACUAACUGCCUGUGUUGCCACACUAUAUCCUCAUUUCUUCUGAAUUGUCUAUUAUACUUUUUUUGUAAGAUUUUAAGCGUAAUAAGACAUUGUAUUAACUCUUCUUUAUUUAUUCUUUAUAUAUUCCAUGCCAGGUAUUUUGACCCCAAGCAUUUUAUGAUGUAAAAUAUUAUUUAAAUUUUGAGGAAAUUGCAAGGUUUUUAGUUAAAGUGAAUUUAGGGGUUUUACUCAAUAUGUUAUAUUGUGUGAAUGGCCAAACGCGUAAAUUCACAACUCACAACUUUUAACUUAAAUGUUGCAAACCUACGCUAAAGGCAAUGGCUGUAGAUGUAUAUUUUGCUCACACUGCGAUAAUAUUAACUUUGAAUAUUGAUAUCUGGUUGAAUUUAGGGAAUAAUAUCAAGUAUUUUUGUUGGAACUGCAGCAGCAUACAAAAUUGAUAAUAUAUAGAAUCUUUUUUGUUUGUAAACUUUUGUAUUGAUGUAAAGAGGGAUCUAUAGGCAAACCGCAAUGAAUGAAAAACGAUGUUAGGGAAGCAAGAGCAUAAGGCUUGCCAAUCAACAAAGUCAAAAUUCAUUUAAUUCAAUUAAGCUGAGUUUACAAGAACUUUAGGAACGCGAGGUAGAUUAUGUGAUAAUGGUGAUAAUUAGUCGAACACUUAAAAUUAAAGUUAAGAGAGAUCCAAACGCGCCUACAACUAACUCAACACAUCUUCUACGCAAGCGCUUCAACUCUGAUAUCAUCACUGCUUUCCAUUAGGUGUGAUUAUAGUGAAGAGACUCUUUGACGAAAAAAACAAAGGCGCCUUCUUACUGCCUUUGGCGUUAUACCCCUGUAGAAUAUACGCCGAUGAGUAGAUAAGAACUAAACCUCUUUAUUUCUUCGAUUUACUACAGAGAUUAGUUCUUUUGCUACUGCACUUUUACUGUAUUCAAAAGUAGUAAAAAAUUGACAAACUUAUGCAGAAUACUCGAAUGCACGGCCACGGCUUACUGAACAAUUCUUAUAAAUCCAUACGAAAAUCGCGAGUAAAUCAUGCAAUACCUAUACCAGUUCAACCCGUUGAGGAUAAUUUGUUUUUAAAAUUUACGAUGUGCUUUAUUUCUUUUGUUAUAUUUCACAAGUGUUCCUUAUAAGCUCCGACUGUGGACAAUAAUUAACUUUGAAAUAAAGGACAAUGCCAGACAAUGUAUAGAAGUUUGACCCACUAAAAAAAAAUAAUUUGCAACAAUAUAUUAUAUAUCAUUUUAUUGGAUUUUUUGUACUAUUAAAGAAAUAUUACCUUUUAACCCUUUAUAACUAGGGGUAUAAAAAUAAAUCCAAGUUGAAGUUUGAUUUUAAGGUUAAGUAUAUGUGCAGUUUAUUAUGAAAUAAAUAACGAUAAAGCGUCAUGAUUGGUUUUUUGUAAAUACAGAAGCACUUAGCACAUGCAAUACAUUACAAAAAAACGUGAUUUUAUUAUUUUCAAAUUACUCCGAGGUGUCUAUUACGAGUUUUGAUAGUUUGACAGUGUUAUGACAGUUUAUUUUUACAUUUUGAUCUGACUUCGCAGCUAUGGAUUCUAGCCAUUUUGAACAUAAAAUAAUUAGAAUGCACUAAAAACGCUCUAAAGGGCUCGAACCUAUGGUUGAAAUAAGGUUUUAAAAAAAUAAGUAAACAAUGUCAGCUAUGAGGAAAUAACGUAAUGGAUAUAAUUACUUUUUUUGGCAGAUUUUUAUUCCGGAGUUUAACAGUAAAAAUGGUUUAUUAAAAAACAAUUAUUUAAAAAUUUAAUAUAUUUAGUAUAUCUACAUUUUCCGCAAAGUUCCGAGUUAGGACUGGGUCAGGAUCUGGCAUUCUCCUUUUAUGUUCAGUUUAAUGUUGUAUUAUGAAACUCAACAUCUACUACUUACUGGGUGUGUGCAAUUUUAUACUAUUGAUGGGCAGGUUCUCAAUUGUAUCGAUUGCUGCAGUUUUGAACAAUUUAACAUCGUCUGUUGCCUUAUUUUUUAUCUCUGUGUAAUAUUAAGAAACUUGCGUCAUUUUAAAUGUUAUCGAUUAUAUUAUAGGAAACAAUUUUAAUAAUGAUAUUUUAGUGCAUAUCGUCUCUAGUAUUUGUAGGGCUUGAAUUGGUAUUAUAUUUUUUAUCUGCAACAAUUUCCGUGGAAUCACAAAUAUAUAUUUUUAAGCCCUUCACAACGAAUAUUAUUACGUAGCUUAAAUGCGUUUUUAUAAUAUAGCAAUAUAUUUAAUAUAAUUAUAUAAAUUUAAGUAUUAAUGUAGCGCUGAGGUAGGUCAAUAAUCUUUUAUAAUGUCCUAAAUGUACAUAGAAAUAGUACCUAUUUCCCCAGACUGUCUUCCUUUCUUAUGUUUAUUCAGAUCUCUUUCACUUCGUUAAUAACUUUUUUCUUACAUGUUUUUUUGUUUUAUUUAGGUAAUAAUUCGAACAUAUAACCAUACACUCUAAACAGGAUCUCCACAAAAAGGAGAAUGUAAGAAAAGAUGGCAAUACGGCCUCCGUGGCGCAGUGGUAUGCGCGGUGGAUAUACAAGACGGAGGUCCUGGGUUCGAUCCCCGGCUGGGCAGAUUGAGAUUUUCUUAAUUUGUCCAGGUCUGGCUGGUGGGAGGCUUCGGCCGUGGCUAGUUACCACCCUACCGGCAAAGACGUACCGCCAAGCGAUUUAGCGUUCCGGUACGAUGCCGUGUAGAAACCGAAAGGGGUGUGGAUUUUCAUCCUCCUCCUAACAAGUUAGCCCGCUUCCAUCUUGGACUGCAUCAUCACUUACCAUCAGGUGAGAUUGUAGUCAAGGGCUAACUUGUAAAGAAUAGAAAAAAAAAAUACUUAUUGAUAUGUCACUGUCACUUUAGUAUUUGUGUUUUGCUGAUGAUAUCACAUGUCUUAACUUUCUUCAGUCUCACUGCUUAUAUGAAGUGAAAGGGAUCUUAUGAUUUUAAUUGCAUUUUCUCAACCUCAGUGAUACAGGGAUUCUUAUUAAUAUUUUAAACAAAAAUCAUUAUAUUUUUAGUUUUGCGGUGGCUUGGACAUAGUCAAGCAUUUUAUUCUAUUAGCGACGAAUUAUUGUUUAUGUUGAUGAUUUAUCAUUCAAGUUAGCAAUUUUAUUUAAUUGUAAAUUCGGAAUAAUUUUAUUUAUUAAUAAAAAAUUCAAUAUCAUAUCAAUAACUAAAUAGGAGAUUAUUAAUAAUAUAAUUAUUUGUAGGUUAGGAGAAUUGGCAUGUUUAUUUUAUCACAAACGAUUUUAAGUAUUGAUAUUGAUUGAUUGAAUAUUCUUUACACACACAACUCUUGUGUCCGAAGCGUGUUGUCAUAUGCAAAGAGGUUUGAAUGUAAAUAAUUGUUUUAUAUAAAAUAUUCGUCCAAUCGAUGUUUUGCAUCGAAAAAGCAUUUAUUUUUAAGAACAGAAUCUCGAGUGCAUUGUUUUGUUCGAAGUUUGUGAGUGCCAAAUUCUGGGAUCUUAAUUUUGUAUUAUGUGACUCAUUCACCAUUCCAAUACACAGGUACGAUGAAAAACAAAGCUAAAAAUAAAAUAUUAAUGACUGA
This is a messenger RNA of Bicyclus anynana (squinting bush brown), 8804 nucleotides long. RefSeq names its product polypeptide N-acetylgalactosaminyltransferase 5 (gene Pgant5). The record is from RefSeq and is a predicted model, not a curated record. The transcript is spliced from 13 exons. Bases 232 to 2127 code for a protein of 631 amino acids. NCBI's taxonomy places the organism in Eukaryota, Metazoa, Arthropoda, Insecta, Lepidoptera, Nymphalidae. Gene Ontology annotation, cellular component: Golgi apparatus.